AAUAAGCUCCGCGCGUGGAGGCCGGUGAUGGAUGAGAGCCGGGGGGCCGGGGGCAGCGCGGGCUCCCUCCGCACCGCGCCCUCCAGCUCUCCCGCCACGUGCGACUCAGUGCGACUCGGGGCGGGUGGCCUCCUGGCUGCUCAUCUACAUCACGGUCAGCUCCUCGGGCCGGGACUCCUGCCACCACUGGCCGCCCACGCAGCCUCCCCAGGGCAAAAAGCCACCAUGGACAGAAGCCUGGAGCGGCCCCCCCUACCCCGGAGUAAUUAUACCCCGCGGGGCCGGCCCGGCGGGGGCCUCCCUGGGCAGCCCAGCGUGCGCAGUCUGGACUGGGAUUCUCGCCCUCACCCCCCUGGUGAAUCUUCAUUACCACGGAGAGAAAUGUUUAUGAGCAAAUACAGCACGUCCCUGGGCUCAGGACCCUCCCCCUGCGCGCCUUCCACUCGGUGACCCCCGUGCCCCUCAAAGGCGGUGUCCCUGCUGCCCUGACAAGGCCAGGGUGACCCCGCCGCGGAGACCGGGCGGGUGGCGGCGGUGUGGGGUGCCACGUGAUCCUGGGAG
Messenger RNA from Mustela lutreola (European mink), 561 nucleotides. RefSeq names its product collagen alpha-1(XVII) chain-like. The transcript has 2 exons. Bases 28 to 450 code for a protein of 140 amino acids. NCBI's taxonomy places the organism in Eukaryota, Metazoa, Chordata, Mammalia, Carnivora, Mustelidae. The record is from RefSeq and is a predicted model, not a curated record.